Messenger RNA from Myotis lucifugus (little brown bat), 1609 nucleotides. RefSeq names its product docking protein 3 (gene DOK3). Gene Ontology annotation, cellular component: cytoplasm. Gene Ontology annotation, biological process: cell surface receptor protein tyrosine kinase signaling pathway; positive regulation of MAPK cascade. The record is from RefSeq and is a predicted model, not a curated record. NCBI's taxonomy places the organism in Eukaryota, Metazoa, Chordata, Mammalia, Chiroptera, Vespertilionidae.
CUCUCUGGACAGAGGGAGGGGAAGUGGCCAGAAGGGGAAGUGUGAGGAGUUCCCCUCGGCCUGUCACCAGUCUCCUCAGGCCUUCGGAGUGGUGGCCCUCCGGCCCUCCGCGGCCAUGGAGCCUCUGGAGACCCCCGUCAAGGAUGGCAUCCUGUACCAGCAGCACGUCAAGUUUGGCAAGAAGUCCUGGCGGAAGGUGUGGGGUCUGCUCUAUGCAGGUGGCCCAUCAGGCGUGGCACGGCUGGAGAGCUGGGAAGUCCGGGAUGGUGGCACGGGGCCAGCAGGUGACAGGUCUGCAGGUCCUAGCCGACGGGGAGAGCGGCGGGUCAUCCGCCUGGCCGACUGCGUGUCGGUGCUGCCAGCUGAUGGUGAGAGCUGCCCCCGGGACACUGGUGCCUUCCUGCUCACCACCACCGAGAGAAGCCACCUGCUGGCCGCACAGCACCGCCAGGAAUGGAUGGGCCCCAUCUGCCAGCUGGCCUUCCCGGCCACAGGGGAAUUUUCCUCCGGAUCAGGGGAAGCGGAGGCUCCCAAGCGGGGCCUGGUCCCCAUGGAAGAGAACUCCAUCUACUCUUCCUGGCAGGAAGUGGGCACAUUUCCGGUGGUGGUGCAGAGGACAGAGGCAGCUACCCGCUGCCAGUUGAAGGGGCCCUAUAUCCUGCUGCUGGGCCAAGAUGCCAUCCAGCUGAGCGAGCCAGGCAGCCCACAGGCCCUCUACACCUGGCCCUACCACUUCCUGCGCAAGUUUGGUUCCGACAAGGACGUGUUCUCCUUCGAAGCUGGCCGCCGUUGUGACUCAGGCGAGGGCCUCUUCGCCUUCAGCAGCCCCCGAGCUCGAGACUUGUGCGGGGUCGUGACUGCGGCCAUCGCCCGCCAGAAGGAGCGGCUGCCUGAGCUGGUGGGGCCUCGGCCCUGCCCCCUGCCUCGGGCCACCUCCCUGCCCUCACUUGAGCCUCCUGGAGAGCUGCGGGAGUCCCCAGGGUCUGAGCCUUCAGACUCUCGUAGGGUGCUCCUGGCCGAUCCUGGACCACAGAGCCUGCCCCUGCUGCCCCUGGAGUCUGGGCUGUACGCUGCCGUGUGCAAGCGGACCAGCGGGCCCCUGGCCGGUGCUGAGCACCUCUACGAGAAUCUGUGUGCCCUAGAAGCUGGCCCUGUGCCACCCGACCUGGGGGACCCUGAGCAGGAGGGCCCUGGUGGCUUCAGCCCCCCAGCCAGCCCCAUCUACCACAACAGCAAGGACCUGGGCUGGCCUGGCCCAGCCCAUGAAAGCAGCCUGGAGGCCCAGUACCGACGGUUGCUGGAGCUGGACCUUGAUGACAAUGGCGACGAGGCCGGGGUCUCUGGCCGCUCUGGUGCCCAUUCAGGCUUCAAGGCCAAGUUGGUGACACUGCUGAGCCGAGAGCGGAAGAAGGGCCCAGCUCCCUGCGAUAGGCCCUGAACACCUGGUGUGACCUGGCUUGGGACAAGAGGGUGGGCAAACAAUGGAUAUCUGGGGACACAACUCUGCAUCCGCUCUGGCCUUUGGGGCCAAGGCAGGUGGCCUGAGGAGCCCUGCCAGCCCUCCAGUGUAUAGUGUACAGGUCUGCUGAGAAUAAAGCCUCUAGCUCCC